AGGUUUUCCCUUCCUUCUUCUGUCUGUCAGUCUUCUCCAUCAUCGAUCACAUUAACAUUUAUCGAUAAAGAGUGUAAACUGGUGUAAAUGGAGCUGAUUCCUGUUCUGGAGCCUGAGCAGAAGCCGCAGCACGGCCACUGGUAUGUUCUGGAGCCCACAGGUGCGGCUCCUGGAGUCUCGGUAGGCCACACCUGCUCAUUCCUUCCCGCUGCCCAUCACCAUGAUGACGAUGGAGGAGGAAAGGGGAGGAUUGUGAUUGUCGGGGGAGCAAAUCCUAGUGGAAGCUUCGCUGACUCCUACAUCAUCAAUCUAGAUACUCACCAGUGGGAUCUUCCAGAUUGGGAAGGUCUGCAGGCGCGUUAUGAGCACUGCAGUUUCACACCUGAGAGUGAGCCGCGAAGCCUCUGGGUGUUUGCUGGAGCAGAGAAGAGCACAAACCGCAACUGUGUUCAAGUGCUGCGCUUCUCAGAUGGUGGUGAAGGCCGUGGGUUUUGGCAGUCGGUGAAGGUGAUUGGAGCGCCUCCUUCAGGCCGCACGUAUCACACGAACUCAGCUUGUGUUGGAAACCGGCUGUUUGUGUUUUCUGGAGGAGAAGCAGGAUCUUCAGCAGUCACUGAUGCGCAGCUCCACGUGUUUGACGCAGUCAGUGUGACGUGGACGCAGCCAGACAUCACAGGAACGGCUCCAGCUCCGAGACACGGACACGUGAUCACAGCGGUGGGUUCAGACAUUUACAUACACGGAGGAAUGAGCGGAGAGAAGUUUCACAGCGACAUGUUCACACUGAACACAGAGUCUCUGAAAUGGCAGAAAGUGAAGGCAAAAGGUGAUCUUCCACCUGGAGUCGCAGCUCAUUCAUCUGUAACAUUCAACAAAAACAUCUUCAUCUUUGGAGGAAUGACGGCCGACGGAGCCACAAACUCCAUGUAUAAGUUUCAAUGCGAUAAACAGCGCUGGACGCUGCUGAAGUUUGCGGGGGAUCUUCCUCCGGGUCGGCUGGACCACUCCAUGUGUUUACUGCCGUGGAGAGUAAAGAUGGAGGACAGCGAACAUGCAGACGUUCAGCAUCUGUGCUUCGUCUUUGGAGGAAUGGACACUCAGGGGAUCAUAUUCAACGACUGCCUUGUUACUGUGCUGACGUGAUCAGUGUGCUUUAAUAUUUAAUAAACCUGACCAAUCUCAAAA
This is a messenger RNA of Danio aesculapii, 1185 nucleotides long. It is a transcript of the gene rabepk, whose product is annotated as Rab9 effector protein with kelch motifs. Gene Ontology annotation, molecular function: protein binding. The record is from RefSeq and is a predicted model, not a curated record. The transcript has 8 exons. NCBI's taxonomy places the organism in Eukaryota, Metazoa, Chordata, Actinopteri, Cypriniformes, Danionidae. Bases 88 to 1143 code for a protein of 351 amino acids.